This is a messenger RNA of Cladophialophora immunda, 2742 nucleotides long. RefSeq lists its product as uncharacterized. The transcript has a single exon. The record is from RefSeq and is a predicted model, not a curated record. NCBI's taxonomy places the organism in Eukaryota, Fungi, Ascomycota, Eurotiomycetes, Chaetothyriales, Herpotrichiellaceae. The coding region runs from base 1 to 2742 and encodes 913 amino acids.
AUGAUGCAAAUGAUCGACAAAUUCACUGUCGAAAUGUUGCAGCUACGAGUUCCCGGCCGGUGUAAGGAAGAUUUCGAAUUUGUUCAGCCCCUAAUGGCCAACGGUAGCCUUUUCGCAUUCGUGACGGACACAGUGCGACGAGAUCGUAUAUGGGAGAAUAUUCUCAAUGUUCAAACACUUAUACCCUCGCUGCACGGGCUCGGAGAGGAUAAAAAGUUCCUAAACCCUCUGGCAAAAAUACUCAAAAGGCUGUUUCCAGUCUCUAGGACACUAAGAAGGGCUAUGGCCGACUCUUUUAAGAAUUCAGAUGAGUCGAGUGAUGCUAUUUGUGUGCAAGAAUCAGAAUCGUCGAUACGAUAUUAUACAGGUAGCCCUACGCAGCAACUGAGCUGGGGGAUCUUCCAGCUCUUUCUGUUUGCAGGAAGGGACUUCUCUUUAUUCAUCCCUGAAACGCCAUUGAAAGAACGCGGCCGACCCACACCCGAACCUAAGGAACCUGAUCCGUACCUUUGGACAUCUCUUGCCCGGUUCGCCUCUAACUUAGGGUUUGAAAGCGAUGAGAUUUCAAGGCUACUAGCGGCUGAUCCAGACGAGACAAGGACAUCGGCAUUUUUACUUCAGGCUCGCAAGCCUCCCACUUAUACUUUCAGUAAGUCACAAUUUGAGGAAAACAAGAAGAGAAUAAUUGAGAUUCUCAAUACGGCGGAGAAAAAAACCUCUUCAUUCGCUCCGCCGACUCUAUUUGUCGAACAGAAUGGAGAGGGAAUAGAGAGGAGGUGUGGGCGGCAUUGGGAGCUCGCCUAUCAAUAUGACCAUGAUUACACAUUUUUACCCCUCUUCUGGACUGAGGAUGAAAUUAGCUAUGGACGAGGACUCUCUUCUCUAUUUGUUCGAGUCGCAGUCUAUAAGGCUUUCUUUGGCGAUCUUAUCUUUUGCGACACGGUGCCAAUACCACCAAUACCCUCUGAGACCUCUACAAUGGAUCUGGACUCAAACUUAUUUUCGCAGAGCCUGUCCAAUGAUAUUGGUGGAAGACAAAGCGAAGUCUCGAUGCUUUCGCCUAGUUUAUCGAAUGAGAAUAGUGAAGGAAGACAAGAUGAAUUUUUGGCAGAGAAAGUGAGGAUCUUGCAGCUGGAAGUGAAUAAAUUGCGGGCCGAUAACGAGGAGAGAAAUACAGCCGAAAGAAUGGCCUUAGAAGAUUCGAGAUCAGCAGACCGCCAGCUUCAGGAUUAUAAGUCCACAAACGAAUCACUCACCUCAGAAAUAACCGAACUGAAAAGUCGGCUGCACCAAAUGCAAAGCGAGCACCAAGAGUCAACGUUUCGAUUGGAAAGCCAAAACUCAGAUCUCCAGAAGCAGCUGGACCAAAGGAGUCAAGAAAGCCAAAAUCUUAGCGAGCUAUCUGUGACUCAUCGAGAUAGGGCUGUUGAACUCGAGGCCUACCUCUCGAAGACACAGUUAGCACUUGGAAACAUUACAGCUCAAGAAAUGAAAUUUCGCUUCGACAACGUUCUCGAAGAGAAUACUGAACUUCAGACCCAGCUUCAGCAGGCCCAGGAAAGCCUCAAACAGAAAACAAUGGCCGAGCAGUGUGAAUCGCAGAUGAAAGAGGAAAUUAUUCGCCUUACUGAGACAUUACUAAGCGAACUACGCUCACUAGGACAAGCAAUGACGAAGACAAGGCAACAACUCGAUAAAAGGAGAGGCGAGAUCCCACUAAUAGAUUAUGAUAAUGUAUCACUAUCUCUUAAGAAGGAAGGGCCCGGUCUUCAGCUAACAAGGGUUGAUAAUGUGAGCUUGGAAAGUAAGCUAUAUUCCGAAGCGACGUUACAUCUCCGACAAAAUGUGCAGGAGGUAUCGGAAGCCAAAGAUAUUGUUGCGAAAGAGUGGCUUCUCCUCAGUAACUGGGUUAUUACGCUUGGGGAGGCUUUUUCAACCUUGGAAUUGGGCGCACAGGAAGCCCAAAAAGCCCAAGAGCAAAACUUACGAGAAGAGCGAGAGAAGUUUCAAAGCGAAAAGAAUAAAUGGGAUAUCGAACUCCAGAAGGCAACCUCAGAUAAGGACCGUGCAUGGAAGGAGCAUAGCGACCUCGAAUCUCGGGUAAAUACGCUCUCACAGGAGGUCGAAGAAAAGCAGGCGCAAGUGAAUCUAUUCUCACAAGGGAGGGAAGCACUCCAACAGGAAAUCGUCGAUCUCAAGUCGCAGAUAUUGUUACUGAAAUCGAGUACGCACAAAUUACAUCGAGAUAAUAACAGAAAACUGAAAGCACAGAUACGAAAGCAACAGGCGGAGAUUGGGGAAACGGAGCAGGCAUUCAAGGCAAAAUCCAAGCAUUUUACUUUCCAGCCCACUCCGAAAGCUGGUAUUGAAAAAACCGUUAAAGUUCAGUUAAAGAUAACAAGAGAUCCUGGCCCUCCUAAAGAACUUGAUCUAAGCCGUGCAAAGCUCGAAGAUAUUUUGAGACGAUGUAAAAAACACGGUCUCAUCCCUUACGAUACACAAGGCAAAGCUAUGAUGCCAGAAGACGCUUGGGAUAUUAUUAGCGCUGAUAGCACUUAUACAGUUGUGCUCCAUCUGUUAGAGGAUAUUGAGAUCGAUGAAGGCUUUUGGAGGGACAGGAAGCGAAAGAAGCAAUUCCACUCGACGGAGGAUAACGAUGGUGGGGAAGUGGCAGAAGACAACCAUAGACUCCGGCUUCAAGAUACUUCGGAAAUACUGCGAUACGUCCUAAGUCGGGAUUAG